Messenger RNA from Amoebophrya sp. A120, 192 nucleotides. The record is from the annotation of a GenBank genome assembly. Lineage: Eukaryota; Dinophyceae; Syndiniales; Amoebophryaceae.
CAUUAUCCUGGCUGCACUGGCAGCCGACCUCACGCGCACCAACAGAAGUGCGGAACUCGCCGGCCUUUGUAGUGUCUACUCACCAUCAGAAGUGCGAACUACGAGGGCCGGGGCGCGCCACCUAAAGAUAAAGCUCUAAAAAAAAUUUGAAGUGGGAACGUAGAAUGUACAUGCAGAUUACGAACAAGAAGG